AUGGGGCCCCCGGGCAAUAGGGGAUCAUUGGGCUCCUGUGCCCUUGCCCAAACUCAAAAAAGCCUAUUAAAAAGAUUAGGCAGAGUAUCGUAAAGAUAUGCUCACCUCUGUUAUGCUUCUUCAUUCACUGUUUAGUCACAGGCUGUGAUGGGUUCAGAACAGGGGCGGACUGACAACUCAUGGGGCCCCCGGGCAAUAGGGGAUCAUGGGACCCCUGUGUCCUUGCCCACACUCAAAGCACAUCCAAAAAAGCUGAUAAAAGGUACAAGGGGCAUUUCAUGGGGCUCCCUACUGGCAGUGCCCGAGUGCUCGAAUGGUCAGUCCGCCCCU
Molecule: messenger RNA, 330 nt
Organism: Staurois parvus
Lineage: Eukaryota; Metazoa; Chordata; Amphibia; Anura; Ranidae
Source: the annotation of a GenBank genome assembly